Messenger RNA from Pedinophyceae sp. YPF-701, 906 nucleotides. NCBI's taxonomy places the organism in Eukaryota, Viridiplantae, Chlorophyta, Pedinophyceae. The record is from the annotation of a GenBank genome assembly.
AUGGGGGCCCUGCGGCAGUGGCUGCUCGCUUGCCGCCCGAAGACCCUCGUCGCGAGCGUCGUGCCCGUCAUAGUCGCCGCUGCGAUAGGUUCGACGGAAGUUGGGUGGCGCGCGCUGCGCUGGGACCUUGUGCUGCCCUGCGUGCCCGCGGCAUUGCUCUCCCAGGUCGGCUGCAACCUCGUCAACGACGCACAGGACUUCCUCAGAGGCGCGGACACGCCAGCGCGCCGCGGGCCGGCGCGCGCGUCGCAGUCCGGCCACUUCAGCCCGGCGACGGUGCAUGGCGCGGGCCUCGCAUGUUUCGCCGCAUGCCUCGCCCUGUGCGCGCGUGCGUUCCUGGAGAGGGGCUGGCCGCUGGCGGCCACCGUCGUCGCGUGCUGCGCCGUGGGGUACGCGUACACCGGCGGCCCCGUGCCGCUGGCGUACGUCGGCCUAGGAGACCUGGGGGUUGUGGCGACGUUCGGCGUAGGCGGUACCGCGGCGUUCCGUUUCAUCCUGGCGGGCGGGCGCCUGCUCGAGCCGGCGGCGAUCCUCGCUGGAUUGCAGGUCGGACUCUCCGCGACGAACAUGCUGGCCGUGAACAACCUCCGCGACAUCGCCACCGACCGCGCGGCCGGGAAAUGGACCCUCGCGGCGCGCCUGGGGCACCAGCGGGCGCGGCAUCAGGUCUGGCUGCAAUCCGGGCUCUUGUUGCUCCUCUGGCUCGCCUGGGGGGUCGUUCCGAACACGCCGCGGAUAUCCGGGGCGCCCAGCCUGCUCGCGUCCCCCGCGCUGGGCGUCCUCGGGGGCCGCGUGCUGAUCGAGCGGGAGGACGGGAACGCGUUCGGCCCACUCCUGGCGCUGGCGGCGCUCUGCCACUGCCUGCUGGGCGUGUGUCUGGCUGCGGCGAUCGCGACGCCGCGGUGA